Pygocentrus nattereri (red-bellied piranha) is the source of this 4625-nucleotide messenger RNA. It is a transcript of the gene tmem87b, whose product is annotated as transmembrane protein 87B. Gene Ontology annotation, biological process: retrograde transport, endosome to Golgi. The record is from RefSeq and is a predicted model, not a curated record. Lineage: Eukaryota; Metazoa; Chordata; Actinopteri; Characiformes; Serrasalmidae. Bases 40 to 1707 code for a protein of 555 amino acids. The transcript is spliced from 20 exons. Gene Ontology annotation, cellular component: membrane; Golgi apparatus.
CGCGUUGUUCCCGACUCCACUGACAGCAGCGAAGCCGAGAUGGCCUGCGCGGACGGUUCCGUGUUCCUCAAGAACAUGCUGUGGUUUUCUCUCCUGUCCUGGACGGUAUUUAGCUGUUUCUCCAGCGGAGUGGACGCCGCUCCGGAGACCGGACACCGGACUUUAGCUGUCAACAAUACUUCAAGACCCUUGAUAGUGAGAAAGUCCAUGUAUAAGGGCACUAAUAUCCAACUGAAAGUGACUUCCUUUAGCUGUCCAGAUGAAGUCUCAUUUACCAUCAGGUGGUAUUUAAAGUACUAUCCAUGCCACAAUGAGUACACCAACGUAGAGGAAAUGUAUGAGAGGACACCGCUGAGUCGGGGAGAGAGUUUAGACCCCAACCCUCUUGCACAAGGAGAGUACAUCGAGCAUAAAUACAAGACAUUAACCUGCAACAGAGGGAUGCAGCUCUUUCCCACUCUUAACAAAACGAUAGCAGAGCCGAGGACCAUGGACGCACCCAAGGAGGCUGAAAUUCAUGAUGCCAACUAUACGAGGUGGCUUACAGGAGAAACUGAAGCUGGGGAUAAUGUCAUUGCAACAACUUGGAAAGAUGGACCGUAUCUCCUUGUGGUGGUGAUCCAGCCUGAUAAAGAUGUCAGCUGGAAUUUAACGUUCUCUGUGGUGAUGAAAGGAGCUCAUGGAUUUAUUUCAGUCACAGAAUGGCCUCUUAUGAUUUUCUACAUGGUGAUGUGCAUCGUUUAUAUCUUGUACGCUCUAAUGUGGUUCGUCUGGGCCUCCUGCUACUGGAAAGACCUGCUGCGCAUCCAGUUCUGGAUAGCUGGAGUGAUCUUCCUGGGCAUGGUGGAGAUGGCAGUCUUCUGCGCUGAGUACGAGAACACUAACGCCAUGGGCUCAGCAUCUCAAGGCUUGCUGGUGUUUGCUGAGCUCAUCUCGGCUCUCAAGAGGACUCUUGCUCGACUCUUGGUCAUCAUUGUCAGCCUCGGCUACGGCAUAGUCAAGCCUCGUCUGGGAACUGUCAUGCACAGAGUCGUGGGUCUGGGUGUGCUUUACUUUGCCUUCGCUGCCAUUGAGGGCAUUCUAAGGAUUACUGGGGCUAAAGACUCUGACCUGGCCUUGCUGGCCAACAUUCCCCUGGCACUGCUUGACUCCUCUCUGUGUUGGUGGAUAUUUGUUAGUCUAGCGCAAACCAUAAAGACACUAAAGCUCAGGAGAAACCCAGUGAAGUUGUCAUUGUACAGACAUUUCACAAAUACCCUCAUCUUUGCUGUAAUUGCCUCUAUUAUUUUCAUGGUUUGGACGACAAAGAAAUUCCGGUUAGCAGACUGUCAGGCUGACUGGAUGGAGCUCUGGGUCGAUGAUGCCUUCUGGAGGUUCCUUUUCUCCAUUAUACUGCUGGUCAUCAUGUUUCUCUGGAGACCAUCUGCAAACAACCAAAGGUACGCGUUCACUCCUUUGAUCGAUGAUUCAGAUGAUGAAGAGAUUGAAGAGUUCCUAGUGUCUGCAAACAUUUCUGAUGGAAUAAAACUGAGAGCAGCAAAGACGGAGACUAACGGAACAGCGAAGCCCCCUCCUGGACCGGAUGAAGAUUUGAAGUGGGUGGAAGAGAACAUUCCUACCUCUUUAACUGAUGUUGCUCUACCUGUUCUUCUCGACUCUGAUGAGGAAAUCAUGACUACAAAAUACGAGAUGUCAAAAAUGGAGUGAAAGCACAAAUAACUGUCCUCCUUCUGAGAUCAAAGAUCUGCUGCUGUUCCCACCACUGGUCUUCACCAGCGAGAAAGACGAUAAAGGUCAGAGAAAAGAGGAGAGAGACUGAAGGUUCAGAGCCCACAGCGUGUCCUAAAAAGAAGAGGAAUCAUGCUGAUGUCACAGGAGCUUCCUGCCUGACCUGGCAGUGCUUUUGUCUGUAUUACCGCCUUUUUUCUGUUUUUAAGCGAAACUAUUCGCUGUCUGCCCCUCACGUUUGACAGAUGGGUCACCAACCGUUCCAAUGGAUGUAAGCUGAUCUUUCUGACCAGGGCCAGUUAUUAAAUGCGAUACUUUUGCACUCUUGAUUGUUUGGGGUUCAUGUGUUGGGAAGCGCUUUACACGGACUACAUGUACGCGAACAUUAACAGUACAGUAGCACUCCAUUACAGGUACAUAAUCAUUUCUAUAAUAAUAAUAAGAAGAAGAAUGUAUAUAAUGUAAUGAAUGGAAAGUAUAGCAUGAAAUUAGUGUAUAUUUCAUGAUGAAGGAAACACUGUAUUCGGAUAAUCCACUUUAGAUGAUUUGUAGAUACUUAAUUUACUCUCAAGUUAUAUUUAAUUAAAUAUCUACUAAAUUUACCAUAAUUUUCUUUAAACCUUCUCUAAUCCUAACCUUUACCUCAACCCAGCCAUAACCCUGGUCCAAAUCCUAACCCUAACCCCAACACUGUUUAAAAUCAACAAUUUGAACAUCUAGUGGACUUUCCAAAUAAAGUGAGACCCUGAAUUAAAAUCUUUUUAAAAAAUAAACAGGCUGUAGACGUCUGUGGUCGUUCUGUAGUCAUUGUUAUUUUCAAAAGUCACCACUUUUAUGCUCUGUGAUUCAUAAAAAGGAUCUAUUUUAUUCCAUUUACAUUUUUUCCCACUUAAUGUCAGUUGAUGCUCUGAUCUGUGAGCAAAUAUAAACGUUGCUAUGUCCAUGCUGCCCUUCGUGUGUGCUGAAAGUAACCCCUAGCCCAUUUGUGCUGUGUUUCUAUUACUGGUGAAUGUUUUUCAGCAUUAUUAAGGGAUCAGUAAUGAACGCAGCAUGAAUAUCUUUUUGAAUACAGUGCUUAGAACUGUAUUUGUUCCCUGAAAAGAAGAAAUCUAUAUAUUAAUGUGUCAAUAUUCAUAAGAACUUUACAUCAGUGAGUACGUUUACCUGCACUUAAUAAUCCGAUAACUACAGAAAAUCACAUUUUGUCAGUUGUCUAAUAAAGGCGUUUACAUGCAGUUGUGUAAUCAGAUAAUGGGGAAACUCUGGGUCUACAUGAGUCAAACAGUAAUCAGAUUUCUGCUUUACAACCAGCCAGUAAACUCACAGAAGACGACGUGAUUUAAACGUAACGUAAAACUCAAGCGUUAUGAUGCUGCUUUUUAAAAAAGCAUCAUCACUUUACCUGAAAAUAUGAACAUGGAUCAUCUAGAAAAUAAAGAACAUUUAAAUCCUUCUUUUCGUCAAGCAUGUAUUUGGUUUGUGUCGCUCUAAAAGUGUUUUGAUGCGGAUCAAGCUGCUCGCUUGUUUCCGGUACCGCUGUCUGUUCUUGCGCAUGUGCAGACUGAGAAAUACAAAAGAAAUUAGAGUAAGAGUUUAUUUGCGCUGAAAAAUCUGAUUACCGAGUUAAAAUCCAGCCUCGGAUUUCUUAGUCAGAUUUCUAAAUCAUGGUGUGCUGCAGAUCACUGCAGAAAUCUGAUUAUGAUCGGAUUAUUGAGUUCAAUUCAUCACAUUAUACUCUACUCAUUAAUGGUUAUGUGAUUAAUGGAGUGUUCAGGUACUGUUUAUGAAUAUGCUUUAUAUACGUGUUGUUUGUGUAAAGCAUCACUGCGUGUUGAAAUAUUGUUAUUCAGGGUUAUGGUUUUUUUUGUUUGUUUUUUUUUUUUUUUUUUAAGAUAAUAAAAAAUUAAACAAUGAAGUAUUCAGGAAGGACAUGAAGUUGAAUGACCAAAGACUUUUCUGUUUGCUGUAGGUUAGUUUUUUCCGUCCAGGACCUCCAAUGGUCGUCUUCACUGUACAUAGCGUUAUUUAUCUGCUUCAUGAUGGUGAGCCUGUUCACUUCCAUCUGAAAGUACAACGAGAGUCUGUCCUGACUGCAUUUGUUCCAUUUGUGUGGAUCAGAGCAUUUUUUCUUUGAAAAGUACAAAUGUUUUUUGGGGGAAAAAAGGUGUUUAAAUGAGAUGCAGUAGGUUUUGUGCAGUAUAAAAACUCAGAACUAUAAAAAAUAGGAACUGAUGGAGACUGAACCUCUGUAGCAUUAAGCACAACAUAAAGAGCAAUAUACUGUAUCUCCUCCUUUGCCUUGUUUUGGAUUUUAUUAUAGGGUUGCUUUGUGUCACUUUUCAUGAUAAGCCUUACCGUUUGUUUUGCUUCGGGUUCUGAUGAGUUGUAAGAAUAGUCUGUUUUUGAGGAGUGGCCACUUUUUUUUUUUUUUUUUUUUUUUUUUUUUUUUUCCCCCCCUCUUUUUGUCGGAUGGUCUGUGUUGGUACUAUGAGGAGUAAAUACACACAGGAAAUCUGCUCUUAAUUAAAUAUAACACCCACUUUACAGGCAUGCUCGCCUUGUGUGCUUACCUUUUCAGUGACCAAACCUUUUUUUUUUUCUUUUUUUUUCUUUUCUUCCUCCACAUUUUUAACCUGCACUUUUAUUUGUCAUCUUUUUUGGCCACAUCAAUGCUGUGGAAAGGCUCAUUCUGUGCGAUUUGUCUUUGUUUCUGAGAACGUUUGACUCAUUCUGACGACGCACUCUUCACCUCCCUUUGCUUCAGCAAAUAGAAAUGCUGCUGUCUGAAUUUAAUGCAGGAUUUUUCUCUCCUCUUUGGGUAAAUGUACAUUUUCAUCAUGCAUGCUCUGGUGUUUUGAUAGGUUUGAUUCACAUGUAAAUAAAGAUUCUUUAUUUUA